This is a messenger RNA of Caenorhabditis sp. 36 PRJEB53466, 1961 nucleotides long. The record is from the annotation of a GenBank genome assembly. NCBI's taxonomy places the organism in Eukaryota, Metazoa, Nematoda, Chromadorea, Rhabditida, Rhabditidae.
AUGAACCGCUUGUUUCUCGUCUUUUUCUUCGUGCUCUCUGGUAGGCUAUCAUCUGUUCACUUUUUCGAAGCCACGCCUUGUCAGUGAGCCGCGGAGCAGUGGAUCGCGAAAAGUGCGCAAAGGAUGUGAACGAUAGGCGUCGAGAAGUGGUCAAAAGCGGUAAUAUGCCGUCAAAAGUCAAAAAGAAAGAAAUAAAGGUCGUAAACUCGAAUUAGAACUGCAUUUUUAGACCUGCAAAUUUUCAAAAAAAGUUACAACGACACUCCGCAACUUACGAGCGCACUGUGUUUAUCACGAAAAUUUGCAAUGUUUUCUCCCGUUAAUGUCUUUUCUUUCGUCGGCUAUCAACACACAAAAAUAUCGCAAAAGUGUGCUGGAAUUUUGCGGAAAUUUUCAGAAAACGCGUCGUCUCAGAUUAGGCCACGCCCCUUUUCUACACUUUUUCGUCGCAGUUGACACGUACCGUUUUUCAGUGUUCCAGGAGGUUCAAUUGAAAGAGGCGAACCUGGGACCAAGUGCUCGGAAGGUCGUGUCAAUGAGGACGGAUUGUGUGCGACGGCGGCGGCGGCAUCGGAUUCCAGCCGAUUCGAUCUUCUUCUUCUUCUUCUCGCCUUCGCUUCCCUCGUUUUGUGCUACUGAAUAAAGUGAUCAGCACUGGGACCGUUUACCAUUUUGGAGCAUUUUUAGUGCUCAAACGCCUUCAAAUUCACUAAAAUUCCAUAGUUCUAGACAAUUUUUUGGCAAAUUUUCGCUUUUUCCGCUCUAAAUUUGAGCGGAAAACUAUUGUAGAUCACACAAUUUUUUUUUGAUCUCUACGACAUUACUCCACUUGGUCGGGUGGCAAACGGAACCGCACUGCUCAGUUCCACGUCAGUUCCAUCUGCCCCCCCCCCAUUAUCGAUUCGCUUUUUUCCGUCCGAGAUUCCGUUUCUUCUCACUUUUCUCACUUUGACUAUUGUAGACUUCCGAGAAAAAAUGUCCUAUUCGUCGCAAUCCGACAGUCAAUCGAUAAUUGAGAUGAAGAAGGCGAGAGCGCAAGGCGAACGUGUACGCGUCAACAAUGUACGCGUUUUUUUUUGAGGUAGACACCACAAACACUGUUCUUUUUUUUUGCAGUUCAAUCAAAAGUUGGACGAGUUGAAGGACGAGGUGCCGUCGCUUCAGGGCGCUCUUGCAACGAAGGUAUGUGCUGGUCGAUGCACCAUGUGGUUUUACAUGGUGCAUCGCACACGUUUUCCGGCUAAAUCGACCGUUUUUUCGUGGAGAAAAUGGAAAAAACGAGCUAUUAUAGAUGGCAGGAAAACGUCCACAUGGUGCAUCUCGGCCAAUGCACCAUGUGAACUUGUUCCGGUUCCGAUGCACCAUAACAAGUGCCGAUUUUGCAGCAAGAAACUGUGACCGAAGCGCUCGCGUACUUGCGUGAUCUCAAACGGCAGCUGAACCUUCCGUUGGCCGAGGAUCUGAGUCCGAAGGUGGCUCGCGAGCUUCCAGUCGUUCCGGGCCGUUAUCCAACUACACCGUUUCCAACACACGGACCAGAGGGACCGGAGGAACCGGAAGAACCGGAAGAGGAAGUCGAUGUGAUGACCGUGGUCCCAAUAGUCCACCCGCCGGUCUUCAGUUGUUGGAUCCACACAAAUAUGGAUUACAUACGGAGGACGAUGGCGCCGGAGGACUACCAAAGAGCGUCCGAUCAGCUGGGAAGAUCGUUGGCACCGAAGCGGCCGUGGUUCGAAGCCGGUCCCAGUGGACCACCGGCCAAGCAAGCGGUUCCACUGGUUGGCGGUCCGUUUUUGAAUGCGGUCCGACUGGCCGAAGUCCACCAGAAUGCGUACAUGUUCCCGUUCACGAUGCCCGCCGCCUACUCACUCAAUUUCGGCACAUUUUUGAAUUUGGUCAAUAGCGAGCGAAAGGAGGAGGAGGAGGAGAAUUGCGAGAAGGAGGAAAAGAAGGAGGAAUGA